Molecule: messenger RNA, 1106 nt
Organism: Phymastichus coffea
Lineage: Eukaryota; Metazoa; Arthropoda; Insecta; Hymenoptera; Eulophidae
Gene: Rab32
Product: ras-related protein Rab-32
Exons: 6
Coding region: 178-828 (216 amino acids)
Biological process (GO): phagosome-lysosome fusion; endosome to lysosome transport
Cellular component (GO): trans-Golgi network; lysosome; Golgi apparatus
Molecular function (GO): GTPase activity; GTP binding
Source: RefSeq, a predicted model, not a curated record
AUACUGAACUUCUUACGAAAGAGUCAUUCAUAAACUAGAAUGUUCUAUUCAAAAGAAGUUGCAUUCUCUCCGAACUGUUUAUAUAUUUCAAAUUAAAUUUACUGAAGGCUUAUGGCAUUCGUUUAAGGUUAUUUUAUUGGAAUAAGAGAUAAAUUUGAAAAACCGACUUGAAAAAAUAUGAGUUCUUCAACUUACAGCGAUGCCUUGUUACUAGAUAUGGAUAUCAGUGAUAUGAAUUCUAACGAUAAAAAGGAACAUCUCUUCAAGAUUCUUGUUAUUGGUGAACUUGGUGCUGGCAAGACUUCUAUUAUAAAACGCUAUGUUCAUCAGUUUUUUUCCCAGCAUUAUCGUGCUACAAUCGGGGUCGAUUUCGCCUUAAAAGUACUAAAUUGGGACGCUAAAAAUAUAAUAAGACUGCAGUUGUGGGAUAUUGCAGGGCAGGAGCGUUUUGGUAAUAUGACCAGAGUAUAUUACAAAGAAGCAGUAGGGGCAUUCAUAGUAUUUGAUGUUACUAGAAGUACAACACUUGAUGCAGUGGUAAAGUGGAAACAAGAUUUAGAUUCAAAAGUUCAGCUACCGGAUGGAACACCUAUACCAUGUAUAUUAUUAGCGAAUAAAUGCGAUCAACAAAAAGAUGGAUCUUUAAUAUCAUCGAAUAGAAUCGAAGAGUAUUGUAAAGAGAACAAUUUCGUGGGGUGGUUUGAGACAUCUGCAAAAGAAAAUAUAAAUAUCGAGCAAGCUGCAACUUUUUUAGUUGAUAAAGUGAACCUGGAGAAUUGCUUCAUCACUUAUAAUUAUACAACUCAAGAUGACUUGGUCCAACAUUAAUUUUGUACGAGGAGAGCGACUAUUGUAAAAGAAGGUGAACCUGCACAAUUGCUUCAUCAGUUACAAAUAUAGAACUCAGCAUAACUUGGUUCUACAUUAAUUUUGAACUAACUGGAAAUAUCACGCUCGCUGACGUUUGCUCGAUUAUAUUUUCAAUUAGUUAUUUUUUAAAUUUAUUGUAUGAAUUUACUUGUAAAUAAAAUUGACUAAAUAUCAGAAAAAUAAUGCCUGUAUUAGAUUUUUUCUCUUACGUGAAAAGGUUUUCUAUAAUAAUGUCA